Molecule: messenger RNA, 957 nt
Organism: Endocarpon pusillum Z07020
Lineage: Eukaryota; Fungi; Ascomycota; Eurotiomycetes; Verrucariales; Verrucariaceae
Product: ATP phosphoribosyltransferase
Exons: 1
Coding region: 1-957 (318 amino acids)
Biological process (GO): L-histidine biosynthetic process
Cellular component (GO): cytoplasm
Molecular function (GO): magnesium ion binding; ATP phosphoribosyltransferase activity
Source: RefSeq, a predicted model, not a curated record
AUGGAGCUCGUUAACCACCUUGAAGACCGCCUGCUGUUCGCUGUUCCGAAGAAGGGUCGCCUUCAAGCUGCCACCCUUGACCUUCUCUCCGGCUCCGACAUCCAAUUCCGACGAGAAGCGCGCCUGGAUAUUGCGCUUGUGAAGAACCUGCCAAUUGCCCUGAUCUUCCUUCCUGCAGCAGAUAUUCCUACCUUCGUGGGUGAAGGAAAGGUGGAUCUAGGCAUCACUGGCCGUGACCAAGUGGCCGAGCACGAUGCAAAGUUACCCUUUGAUCAGCCAUCGACCGUGGAAGAGGUGAUGGAUCUUGGAUUUGGUAAUUGCAGGUUACAGGUCCAGGUACCGGAGAGAGGGGACCUGAAUGAUCCAUCACAGUUGACUGGCAAGAACAUAGUCACAAGUUUCACAGCACUAACGGAGGACUAUUUUGCAAAAUUGGAAGGCAUUGCUGGCGGAAGAAAAGAAAGCAUUAACAACACUGCCAGUCCAGUGCCGAACCUGAAGACACAAAUCCGGUUCGUAGGAGGGAGUGUUGAGGCUGCUUGCGCGCUUGGUGUUGCUGAUGGCAUUGUGGAUCUUGUUGAAUCGGGAGAGACGAUGAAAGCUGCUGGUCUUAAAGCUAUCGCCACAGUUGUGGAAAGCACAGCAGUACUAAUCAAGUCCAAGCAAUCUUCCAAUUUAAAGCUGGUUGACUUGAUUGCUGCGAGGAUAAAAGGCGUCAUCACGGCACAAAAGUACAUUUUGUGUCAAUACAACGUUCCAAGGUCGAAGUUGGCGCGUGCAACAAGUAUUACACCUGGCAAGCGAGCACCAAGUAUAACAACACUGGAAGAAUCAGAAUGGGUUGCUGUGAGCUCGAUGGUGGAAAAGAAGGAGAUCGCAACGGUGAUGGACAGGCUUACUGCUGUGGGUGCAACAGAUAUACUGGUUUUGGAAAUUGCCAAUUCGCGGACAGGAUGA